AGUAGGAUAAAAGGAUGACUACUGAACUAUUUUUAGAAACCUUAUUUAAGCGUGUUUAUCAUUAUGUUUUAGCAGAUAGCACAAGUCUAGAUCUAGUAGUAGAUCUAGAUUUUGUAUCAGAACAAGAAAUAUAUAUAAAGCAUAGUGGUAUAAAAGCGACAGAGGCUGUUCCAAGUAAAAGUGAUAUAGAUCUAGAUUAGAUUUAGAUAAGUCGAUGUGUUUCUAAUUUUUAGUAGUUGGAUUUAAAUUGUUAAUUUAUUAUUAUUUGAUUAUGAAUAUGGCAGAAAGUAGUAAUAAAUCAAUGGAUCGUUUCCUUCAAAAGAUGCGAAGUGAGUUGAUGUUUGAGCUGAGGAAUAUUCAGCAUGGAGAGCGCCCAGUUACAGGGAGAAACCACAGAGAAAACAUUAAACAAUUUCUUGAAAAGCAUGUUGUCCCAUUACCUGGUGAUGGAAAGAAUAUUCUGGAGAAUGCUGAAAGUUCUGAAAGACAUCGCCCAGAAUCCAUUGUUGUUGAGGUGCAAGGGAUGAUAGAAAAAAGACCUGUCACAUCUAUUCUGCAAUCUGCAAACUUCAGAAGACAUCUAGAGAAUAUUAUUCGUGGAAGCAUAACACCAGCAAGAAGGGAAGUAACUAGUAUCCCUAGAGCUGGCCAAUCUCAGAGUUCUAGCAGAGUUACUCCACCACAACACAAUAAUCACACAGUCACAAACACUAUCACCAGUGAAACUCCUAGAAAUUCACAAUCAUCAUCCAGUGAUGAUCUUCACAACAUACCUCAAAGACGAGUGCUGGUACAGAGACAAGAGAGUGCAGAAUCUGAGGACAGUUUUGUCUCAGCUGUGAAUUCGCUUGAUCAAGAUGUUGAAGGUGAUUUUGAUGAAGAUGAAUCACAAGAUGCUGUGGAUGAGCGUGUGAGACCACAAGAACCCAAUCACAACAGUGGUGCCAACAUUUUACAAAGUUCCAGACCAGACCAGCAAGAUGUUCCUAUUGAAGGUGUCACCUGGAAUACAAUUAACCAGGUUCACAGAGAAGAAAUUGUUCAAGAAAUCAGUGAGCUGCUACACAGUCACCUUGUUUCUUCUGCCCUAGGUGGCGAGUUCAGAGCAACUCUAGAACUGCUGGUCGAGAAUCGUGUGUCCUCAUCAGGCACAAAUGGUACAGCGGUUGAAGAGUUUAUUCACAGACUUCCCCGCAGUGGGGUCCAGCGCAAUGAUUUCAGCCAUCUGGGAAUUGCUCCAGCAGCAGAGAAUGAAAACUGGGACAACGUAUCUGUGACAAGUGUCAGCACACACUCGGUUCCAUAUGCCCAGACAAAUACAUACUUGGGUAAAGAAAUUCAAAGUUUGAAGACCCAAAUUAAUGAGAUGAAAAACAUGCUGAAGUUGACCUUUGAUCUACAAAUGGACAUCCAGAGGUCAAUCAGACAAGAGGUAGCUGCUGCCAUGAACCAAACCACAGCUGUUACACCACCAGCUCCCAGUCGACCUGUGACAGACACUCAUUGCCUGAUCUGUUUGGACCGUCACACAGACACAGUGCUGUACCAGUGUGGUCACAUGUGUGUGUGUUAUGGGUGUGGCCGUGACUUGCUGUCUCGUGGGCACAACUGUCCUGUUUGCAGGGCACCCAUUAAAGAUGUCAUUAGGGCGUACAAAACUAACCCUGAGUAAUGAAUGCCCUCUGAUGCAAAAUUUUGUUGCGUAAUUUUAUUUGAAAGUAGAUCUUAAGAAAGUUUUAAAAAAUCAAACUUUUGUUUUAACACAUUAGUUCUCAAGUUCUAACUAUAAUUGAAAAGUUAAUUAUAUUUUAUUAUCUAGAUAAUUUAAAACUAUCUGCAAACAUUGAAAAAAACAAUUACUUUUUAUAUGUGGAUAUUUAUGUAAUAAUAUGUACAUUUUUGUGUGAAAUGAAUUCAGUGAGGGCUAUAUUUCUCACAAGUCUCAUUUAAAUUCCUUGGGUUUGAUAUUUUUUUUACAACUUAUCACUCACAAAAAAUAACUUAUUUUUCUUCUUCAUACAGAUUGUUAAGUCGUUCAAACAUUCCAUUUCCUGUUAACAUGAAAAAACCUGUAAUUUAUAUUGUUAAGUAAUAUUAAAUUAAAUAUAAUUGUGGCUUUAGUUGACCAUUUAUAUAUGGUAGUUAUAGCUGUAAAGCAACUUAUCAAUGAGUUAUUUUAAAAUAUCAAAUAUAUCAUUUUAAUGCACUAAUUUAAAAAGUGUUUUUUAUGGUUUUUUUUUUUUUAUAAAUUAUUAAAAUAUGUGCCAUUUGUUUUCUUUCGUGAUUAACUUAAUGAGGUCUAAUUAAAAUGUAAAUGCAACUACUUUUGAUUGAUAUACACUUGAUGUAAAAUGCAACAUUUUAAAAAUAAAAAUAAUAUACCUUAUUGAAUAAGCUUUAAAACAUUCACAGCUUCAAAACAGUGCAUGAAAUGGUGACAGGUUAAACAAUCUUUAAAAAAAUUAUCUCCUGACAAACAAAAUCUCCUAAGAUUAAACAAAAUAUGUAUCAUGAAGAAAUUACUUGCAUGAAAUAUUAAUACCAUACACACUGUCACCAAUUCCAAAUAUGCACAAAGCAACAUUUCAUUCAGGGGUCGUCCAUAAAUGACGUCACACUCACAGGGG
This is a messenger RNA of Physella acuta, 2627 nucleotides long. RefSeq lists its product as uncharacterized. The record is from RefSeq and is a predicted model, not a curated record. NCBI's taxonomy places the organism in Eukaryota, Metazoa, Mollusca, Gastropoda, Physidae.